UCAGUUAUAUAACGUUAGAAACCACUGUCUUUAGAUGUCACAUGAAAUUAAGUUAGGUUGGUACGAAAACAUUCACAGGUAACUAACACACUAAACUGUUGUUUUAGCCUCAUUUUGGGGAAAAAAUGAGUGGAAAUGAAGCAUGUGAGUCAUGGAAACAUUAUACGGGUGUGCAGUCAGGGAUUUGCUGAUUAUUGUUCUGUUAUUUCUCUUCACAAUGGACGCAUUUUAUUUCACACGGCAUUUGAACUUGAGUUUUUGGACACCAACAGCUGGUAGUUUUCAUUGCCUUCCUCUGCUGUCUGUUCUGUUCAGAUGAAAAGAAGUUAAAAGCUCCUGCUCUCAGGAGAGACAGGCUGAGAAAAGAGGACAGGAAAGAGGUGAAGAAGAACGGAAAAAAUAAAGAAGACGAGACGUUAGAGGACACUGAUCGAGAGAUAAAACUCCCAAAAGCUGAAGCAGGGGAGACUGCUGCUAAACAGAAUACAACCACAGACCGUCCCGUCAGAGGCGCCACGCUGCGCUCCGCUCUCAGGUACGAGCUCAGGAUGAUCCACGAGAAGAUGGAGGCCAAGAGGAUCGCUCGCAUCGCCGUGGCUGAGAUCAGGGCCUUCCUCGCCGAAGAAGAGGAGGAGAAGGAGAAGGCCUGGGAGCUGAAGAUGAAGACGCUGGAGGUCGCACAGGAGCAGCUGAGGGCGGAGAAGGAGAAGGCGGAGAAGGAGAGGAUGGAAAGAGAGAAAGCGGAGAAGGAAAGGAUGGAGAGGGAAGCAAGGGAGAAAGAGAGGCUGGCUCGAGAGAGGGCAGAGAGGGAAAGACAAGAGACGGAGAGACUGGCCAAAGAAAAGGCGGCCGAGGAAGAGAGGAAACGACUUGAGCGAGAGAAGGCGGAGAUGGAAAAACAGGAGAGAGAGAGGCUUGAAAGAGAGAGAGCUGAAAAGGAGAGGAUGGAGAGGGAGCGCAUCGAAAGAGAAAGAGAAAAAAUAGCCCAAGAGAGGGAACAGUUGGAGAAGGAGAGACGUGAGAAUGAAAGGAUGGCCAAAGAGAUAGAGGAAAAAGAAAGACUGGAGAGGGAACGCAUAGCAAAGGAAAGAGAGCGAAUCGCCAGGGAAAGGGCAGAAAAAGAACGGCUGGAGAAGGAACGCAUUGCAAAAGAAAGGGCAGAAAAAGAGAGGCAAGAAAGAGAACGCAUCGCAAAAGAAAGGGCAGAAAAAGAGAGGCUAGAGAAGGAACGCAUCGCAAAAGAAAGGGCAGAAAAAGAAAGGCAAGAAAGAGAGCGCAUUGCAAAAGAAAGGGCAGAAAAAGAAAGGCAAGAAAGAGAACGCAUCGCAAAAGAAAGGGCAGAAAAAGAAAGGCAAGAAAGAGAACGCAUUGCCAAGGAACGAGAGCGAAUCACCAGAGAGAAGGAGCGUCAGGAAAAGGAAAGGAUAGCAAAAGAAAGGGCAGAAAAAGAAAGACUGGAGAGAGAACGCAUCGCCAAAGAAAAGGAGAGGAUUAUCAUCAUGGUUUACUGGUGA
This is a messenger RNA of Plectropomus leopardus (leopard coralgrouper), 1514 nucleotides long. Lineage: Eukaryota; Metazoa; Chordata; Actinopteri; Perciformes; Serranidae. The record is from RefSeq and is a predicted model, not a curated record.